This is a messenger RNA of Pseudogymnoascus destructans, 369 nucleotides long. RefSeq lists its product as uncharacterized. The transcript is spliced from 2 exons. The record is from RefSeq and is a predicted model, not a curated record. NCBI's taxonomy places the organism in Eukaryota, Fungi, Ascomycota, Leotiomycetes, Thelebolales, Thelebolaceae. Bases 1 to 369 code for a protein of 122 amino acids.
AUGCGACCAUUUGAUCCACCGCAGAAACGGUCCCGCGUUAUGCCUCUGACGCCUAACAAUACAGAGUCACACAUUGAUCCCCUCCUUCGAAGUCGCAGCGUUUUCGAUGAUGAUCUGUCAGAACAUGCAUCAAACGACGGCCAUGACCAGCUCUCUGAGCGUGAGAUUACCCCGACCCAGGACGAACCAGCUUUAUCAAGAAGCUCCCUCCGAUUAUACGUCCGCAACACUGCAUCUGCCUCAUCCAAAAAAAGGAAGCAUGCAUCCGCAAAGCAGCGCGCUGCUGAGCUGAAGCAGCCGGCGCAAUGGUUGAAAGUCAAGGGCAAAAGGCCAUUGGAAAUGUACACCCAGGACGGCUUGACCAAAUAA